Molecule: messenger RNA, 2529 nt
Organism: Volvox carteri f. nagariensis
Lineage: Eukaryota; Viridiplantae; Chlorophyta; Chlorophyceae; Chlamydomonadales; Volvocaceae
Exons: 10
Coding region: 1-2529 (842 amino acids)
Source: RefSeq, a predicted model, not a curated record
AUGGCGGACGAGCUCCAGUUGGUUCAUCAGAAGAUUAAGGAUACCAAAGCCGAGGUUAGGGUCGUUGAAAAUCGUCUGAAAGCAGUGGCGGAGCAGCUGGGGGCUGGCUUAUCGGAGGAGAUUUACAACCGCCUGAACAGCGAAUGGAAAUUACUAAUGACAGAUCUUGACGCCUUGCGGCAAAAGGAGAACCUCCUGCUCGAGCAGCGAAUACGCAGUGAGUUGAAGGGAAAGGCUCUAUAUGGGGACCGCGGAUGCCGCGGUCUUGGAUCGCCGAUAGCUUUACACGCACGCGUUGCAAGUGGGCUUCGGGUGCACUAUAUUGAGCUGUUUGUCCGCGAACAUGAGUAUGGUGGCUACCGCCAUGCGUUUCCCUCGAAGGAGCAGUUUUGGGAGCAGCUACCGUCGGCAACGUUUGCCAUGUCCCCGGAGGGCUACGAGAUCCUGCAGCUUGCACCAGGCACUAAGUUACCACUGCCUUACGACGUUCCAGCUUUGCUGUGUCGGCCCUGCUACCGCACCUUGUCGGAGAAGAUUUUUGCAUCUGUUGCGAAUUCUGGUAUCGGCAAGAGCAUUUUCCUGUACUACUUGCUUCAUCAGCUAGCGUGCCUGGGCAAAACCGUCGUGUGGUAUGGCGAGUAUUUGCUGUCUGUGCUGCUGUACACACCCAACGGUGUGUUCCAGGCAGACUCCAUUGCGGCUUUUAGCGAGGAGCUAGAAAAUCCGAAUACAUGGUUCUUAUGUGACGGUGUGGAGCCGGUGUCCACGGCGGCAAUCACUGUGAUGGCAUCCUUGCCCCGCAGCUCAAAGUACCAAAAGUACGACAAGGAAGGUCCCAUACAGCUGUGGAUGGGCCCCUGGUCCGUGUCGGAGCUAAAGGCGGCGCGUGACGCCAUUUUCACCUCGGUCGACGCUGAUGAACUACAACGGCUUUAUGUUCGCUGGGGUGGCAUCCCAGACUUCGUCUUGAAAUUUGCAAAUGCUAAGUUCAAGCAGCAGCUGUUUGACAUAUGCAUAUCUGCUUCAAAUGGGAUGCGGAUAUAUGAAGCAGUACGUGAUAUCGAAGCUGCGUCAGAUGAUAUCCUCAAUCUGCUUUACAUCCAGGUGAACGAGGAGUGCAAGAAGAUAGGCGUGGUUUUCGGCUCGGUGGAAAUUGCACAGCGCAUGCAGCAGCUGCUGAUGCAGCGGGACCCGUUAGGCGAGCUGCUCUACCAGUGUUCUGGCGAUCUGGAACGGGACUCUGUAUGGUUUGACGAUCUGCUUUACUGGUCUGCUGGCAAGCCGGAACUGGCCUCGCUGAGGGCCCAGCUGUUUGAGAGUGCAGCCCAUGAAGCACUAUGUAAGGGUGGCACAUUUCGUGUGCGCAGCCUUUCCAACCCCGAACAGCAGGUCAGUCAACUGAAGGUGGGCCAAAUGGAGCAGAAAGUAGUAUGGGACAGCGACCUAAAAGAAGUGAACCUUGAAACAACAAAAUCGGGAUGCCUGAUGGUGCCUGUGUCGAAGGACUUCCCAGCCGCCGUGGACAGCUUUCUUCUUUUGCCGAGCAGUGAAUGCAGGCCAGGACGGCUGCUCUUCAUCUUGGCGACCUUUACAGCCCAGCGCCCGAUUAGCGUGCGGGGGUUGCUAGAUGCCGUACAGAAGUUAUCUGGUGAUCUUCGGGGGCUCAAGCGUGAGCUGUACUUUGCAGUGCCGCCUGAGCUCUUUGACUCAUUCACAGAACAACACUUUGACGGGCUUGAGACGGAGGUGGACACCAUUAAGAUGGAGCAAUUUGCCAUUGAGGUCCCGGUCCUCAUCCAGCACUUUGGCUCAUUGGGGGAGCAGCCAUCGGCCAAGGAUGAAUCCCCACAUGGUCUUGCUUCGGAAAUCCCUUAUCUCGCGCGUCUCAACUGCUUCGAGGUGGAUGUGCCAAAGGCUCUCAGUUCCUUAGUUUACCGCAGGAUCUGCAAGACCUGUCGCCGGGAAGGUAGGUUUGCGGAUUUGCUGAGGUUUGUGCGCGUAUAUGCAGUUUUCGGGCAACCACGCAACAAGCAGGGCUCUGGAAUCAUGGCGCACGAGUUCCAGUUGGUUAAGCAAAAAAUUAACAAGACCGAAGACGAGGUUAGGGCCGUCAAAGUUCGUCUGAACACAGUGGAGGAGCAGCUGGGGGCUGGCAUAUCUGAAGAAAUGUACAGCCGCCUGAACUGCGAAUGGCGCUUACUAAUGGAAGAUCUUACCGCCUUGCGGCGAUUGGAGAACCUUCUGAUCGAGCAGCGUAUCCGCAGCUGCCGCCAUGCGUUGCGCUCAGUGGAGCAGUUCUGGAAGGAGCUACCGUCAGCAACGUUUGCAAUGUCCCCGGAGGGCUACGAGAUCCUUCAGCUUGCACCCGGCACUAAGUUCCCACAGCCUUGCGAUGUUCCAGCUAUGCUGUGUCGGCCCUGCUACCGCACCUUAUCAGAGAAGAUUUUUGCAUCUGUUGCGAAUUCUGGUAGCUCCCCUAGAUUCCUAAUCCUCGGCACACCAGGCAAGUUGUCGGAGUUGAGCUGUUGA